Messenger RNA from Malaclemys terrapin pileata, 1455 nucleotides. It is a transcript of the gene ENDOG, whose product is annotated as endonuclease G. The coding region runs from base 232 to 1143 and encodes 303 amino acids. The record is from RefSeq and is a predicted model, not a curated record. Gene Ontology annotation, cellular component: mitochondrial inner membrane; nucleus. Lineage: Eukaryota; Metazoa; Chordata; Testudines; Emydidae. The transcript is spliced from 3 exons. Gene Ontology annotation, molecular function: RNA endonuclease activity; single-stranded DNA endonuclease activity; metal ion binding. Gene Ontology annotation, biological process: apoptotic DNA fragmentation.
AAGGGGGCGAUGCUUCCGCUGGCCCCACCGGGGCCUUAGCGGGCAAGGGCCUUGCCCGGGGCCCAGCCGCGCGGGGGCCCUGCUGGGUACCGAGUCUAGCACCAGCCUGCACCUGGCUGUGCGGGCAGCUGCUCCCUUCAAGCCGGCGGCUGCGGCUCUGGCGGCGGCCCCUUUAAGGGCCCGGCCGAGGGAAGGUCACCGCACGGCAGGCAGCGGCGGCGGGGCCCAGCCAUGCAGCGUCUCCGGGGCAGCCGGUGGCUGGUGGCCGGGGUCUCCUUGGCCGUGGGGGUGGGGCUGGGCGCGGCGCUGGGGGCCGGGAGGCGGCAGGGCGGCGGCCCGCCCGCGGCGGGUUUGCUGAGCCGGCUGCCCGUGGUGCCGGUGGUGGCGGCCCCCGACCUCUCCCCGCCGGGGCCCGGGGGCGCGGCCCGCGGCGAGCUGGCCAAGUACGGGCUGCCGGGGCUGCCGCAGGUGCGGAGCCGCGAGUCCUACGUGCUGUGCUACGACCCGCGGAGCCGCAGCGCCCUCUGGGUGCUGGAGCAGCUGCGCGGGGCGGCGCUGAGCGGCCCCUCCGACCGCGCCGCCUGCGACUUCCAGGAGGACGAGUCGGUGCACGAGUAUCACCGGGCCACCAACGCCGACUACCGGGGCAGCGGCUUCGACCGGGGCCACCUGGCGGCCGCCGCCAACCACCGGUGGAGCCAGAAGGCCAUGCAGGACACCUUCUAUCUCAGCAACGUGGCGCCCCAGGUUCCUCAUUUGAACCAGAAAGCCUGGAAUAACCUGGAGAAAUACUGCAGGAGUUUAACAAAGUACAACAAGAAUGUAUAUGUCUGCACUGGCCCACUCUUCCUACCCAGGAUGGAGGCAGAUGGGAAGAUGUACAUCAAGUACCAGGUGAUUGGCAAGAACAAUGUGGCGGUCCCCACGCAUUUCUUCAAAGUGCUCAUCCUAGAGAAGCUCAAUGGAGAGAUUGAGCUGCGUUCCUAUGUGAUGCCCAACAGCCCGGUGGAGGAGACAAUCCCACUUGAACGUUUCCUGGUUCCUAUUGAGAGCAUCGAGCGGGCAUCGGGGCUGCUGUUUGUUCCUAACAUCUUGAAAAGAACAAAUCGUUUACAAGCCAUCACUGCUGGACGCAACAGCUGAACUCACCCAGGGGAUUGAUGACAACACAGUAUGGGGGUGAAGGUAUCCAGUGGAAGGGACUUAAGUUACUACAGUUAUUUAUCAGGGGUAUGUAUGGGCUCAAAUUUAUUCUCUCCCUGCCUCCCUGGACUUUUUUUUUUUUUUUUUUUAAAUGAUCUAGGAGCUUUUCAUGGACCUGCAAUUAAUUAAUAGGGUUAUCUGUUUCCUGAGGAGGCAAAUACCAAAGCUGAUGUACCCUUGUAUGUUUGGUCCUAAAAAUGGCUCCUGGAACUUAAUAAAAAGGUAGUGCAAUAUUUAAAAGUGCUUUCCCCA